Molecule: messenger RNA, 3036 nt
Organism: Penicillium cinerascens
Lineage: Eukaryota; Fungi; Ascomycota; Eurotiomycetes; Eurotiales; Aspergillaceae
Exons: 5
Coding region: 1-3036 (1011 amino acids)
Biological process (GO): regulation of intracellular pH; proton export across plasma membrane
Cellular component (GO): plasma membrane
Molecular function (GO): ATP binding; P-type proton-exporting transporter activity; ATP hydrolysis activity
Source: RefSeq, a predicted model, not a curated record
AUGGCGUCUAGUUCUGAUAGCGACGUCGAGAACGGCGCUGCCAAUCGCAGGCCGUCCGGCGUCUCCUACAAGGACGCGAAGCUUGAUGAAUACACAAGGCUCGUGAAAUUCAUGUCAACCUACCGCGGUGAUUCCAAGGUCGACAAAGACGCGGGAGAAAUUCGCGAGAGUCGUGCAUGGUACGCUCCGUGGAAGAAGAGAAAGUUCCGCUGGAAAUACGUCGGCGCCGGAGAAGAUUACCCAGAAGACUGGCGUUUCACCGACAUCCAGCAAGGCCUCUCGGACUCGGAUGUGGAAGAAAGGCGACGUAAAGUAGGUUUCAAUGAAUUGACAGCCGAGAAAACGAACCAGUUUCGCAAGGUGGUGGGUUAUUUCCAGGGACCAAUUCUCUACGUGAUGGAGAUCGCUGUUCUGCUCGCGGCGGGACUGGAAGACUGGGUGGACUUUGGUGUCAUUAUUGGCAUUCUCUGCCUUAACGCAGCGGUCGGAUGGUAUCAAGAAAAACAAGCCGAAGAUGUAGUGGCCAGUCUCAAAGCCGACAUCGCAAUGCGCAGUACGGCCAUUCGGAACGGACAGGAGGUCGAUGUCCUAGCCCGUGAGCUCGUGCCCGGUGACGUGGUCAUUGUGGAAGAGGCUGCAAGUGUUCCCGCUGAUGCUUCAGUCGUGUGUGAUUACGAAGAGAAGGAUCAGGGCUGGGAGCAGUACAAAAAGCUGCGAGAAGAGGGCAAACUCGGCAAAAAGAGGAAGAAUGAUGACGAGGACGAGAAUGAGGAUGGAGAGGAUGGAGAGGACGGAAAGAACGGAGAGAAUGGAAAGAAUGGUGAGAAUGGUGAUGAUGAUGACGACGAUAAUCCCGACUAUCCCAUCGUUUCCUGUGACCAUUCCGCUAUCACCGGAGAAUCCCUCGCCGUGGACCGUUUCAUGGGUGACCAAGUGUUUUACACGACCGGAUGCAAACGCGGCAAAGCGUAUUGUAUUGUGCAAGCUACCGGCAUCAAGACCUUUGUGGGCCGCACCGCAGCUAUGGUUCAGGGCACCUCGGGCAAAGGUCACUUCCAACUGGUCAUGGACAGCAUCGGUACUUCUUUGCUGGUUAUCGUCAUGGCAUGGAUCCUAGCAAUGUGGAUCGGUGGCUUCUUCCGCAACCUGCCAAUUGCUUCACCUGGAGAACAGACUCUUCUUUUCUACACCCUUGAUCUAUUGAUCAUUGGUGUUCCCGUCGGUUUGCCCGUUGUCACCACGACCACUCUGGCAGUGGGAGCCGCGUAUUUGGCCAAGAAAAAGGCAAUUGUCCAGAAGUUGACCGCUAUCGAGUCUCUCGCUGGCGUGGAUAUCCUCUGUUCGGACAAGACAGGAACUUUAACUGCGAAUCAGCUGAGCAUCCGAGAGCCAUACGUCGCCGAAGGCAUUGAUGUGAACUGGAUGUUUGCAGUUGCAGCGCUUGCCUCGUCCCACAACGUUAAUUCUCUGGAUCCUAUCGACAAAGUGACCAUAUUGUCUGUGAAUCAAUACCCAAAGGCCAAGGAAAUUCUGCAGCAAGGGUGGAAAACGGAGAGCUUUACACCCUUUGACCCCGUUUCCAAGCGAAUCGUGGCCGUCGUCUCACUAAAUGGCGAGAAAUACACCUGCACAAAGGGUGCUCCUAAGGCAGUCCUUCAAUUGACGAACUGUUCCGAAGAGACUGCCAAGUUAUACAGGAAGAAAGCGACAGAUUUUGCUUAUCGUGGGUUCCGCUCGCUUGGCGUCGCCGUUCAAAAAGGCAACGAGGAGUGGACACUGCUUGGUAUGCUGCCGAUGUUUGAUCCUCCGCGUGAAGACACUGCUUCAACCAUUGCGGAAGCCCAGAACCUAGGCAUAAAGGUCAAAAUGCUUACAGGUGACGCAAUCGCUAUUGCGAAAGAGACCUGCAAAAUGCUUGCUUUGGGUACCAAGGUCUACAACUCGGAGAAACUCAUCGGCGGUGGCCUAAACGGUGCCAUGGCCGGUGAGCUAGUCGAGAAGGCCGACGGUUUUGCAGAAGUCUUUCCCGAACACAAGUACCAAGUGGUGGAGAUGUUGCAAGACCGUGGCCACCUUACUGCUAUGACUGGCGAUGGCGUUAACGAUGCACCCUCCCUAAAGAAAGCAGACUGCGGUAUCGCCGUGGAGGGUGCUUCGGAGGCUGCGCAGUCUGCUGCGGAUAUUGUUUUCCUGGAGCCGGGUUUAUCGACGAUUAUUGAUUCGAUCAAGGUAGCGCGCCAAAUUUUCCAGCGCAUGAAAGCAUACAUUCAAUACCGUAUUGCUCUCUGUCUCCAUUUGGAAAUCUAUCUGGUCACUACGAUGAUCAUCAUUAAUGAAAGUAUCCGUACUGAUUUAGUGGUGUUCCUCGCGCUUUUUGCCGACCUUGCAACUGUCGCGGUUGCCUACGAUCACGCCAGUUACGAGCGCAGGCCUGUGCAGUGGCAAUUGCCAAAGAUAUGGAUUAUUUCGAUCAUCCUCGGCAUUCUCCUAGCUCUAGCUACUUGGGUCAUUCGCGGAACUAUGUUCCUACCAAAUGGUGGGUUCAUCCAGAAUUGGGGCUCGAUUCAGGAGAUCAUCUUCCUAGAAGUUGCUUUGACAGAAAAUUGGUUGAUCUUCGUCACUCGAGGAGGCGAGACUUGGCCAUCGCUUCCUCUGAUCAUUGCAAUUGGUGGUGUAGAUGCAUUAGCCACUUGCUUCUGCUUAUUCGGUUGGUUCGCAAACCGGGACAUGAUCACCGAUCCCUACGAUCAGUACAUUCCCAAGGAGACGGCUAAUGGUUGGACCAACAUUGUUGAUGUCGUUCGCCUCUGGGGAUAUUGUAUUGGCGUGGAAGUUGUGAUCGCGCUGGUUUACUUUGCUCUUUGCAAAUGGAAGUGGCUCGAUACCUUGGGUCGCACCAAACAGAGCAAGGGUGAUGUGGCCAUUGGCAAUGUGCUUAGUCAUCUGUCUACGUUGGCACUCGAAUUCGAGAAGGAUUCGGAGAGCCACGGACGUAUGUGGCUUGGGCAAGGAAAGGAAGAGGAGGAACUUGAUUGA